Molecule: messenger RNA, 10638 nt
Organism: Alligator sinensis (Chinese alligator)
Lineage: Eukaryota; Metazoa; Chordata; Crocodylia; Alligatoridae
Gene: ZNF292
Product: zinc finger protein 292
Exons: 7
Coding region: 250-8019 (2589 amino acids)
Biological process (GO): regulation of transcription by RNA polymerase II
Cellular component (GO): nucleus
Molecular function (GO): DNA-binding transcription factor activity, RNA polymerase II-specific; DNA binding
Source: RefSeq, a predicted model, not a curated record
CUCUUAGAAUAUGCAGAAAAGUGGAAGACAUCUGAAGAUCCUCUGCCAUUGUUGGAGGUAUACAGAGUGGCUAUCCAAAGUUAUGUUAAAGCACGACCUUAUCUUACCUCUGAGUGUGAAAAAGUAGCCUUUGUGCUUGAACGCUUAUCACUAAGCUGUGUGGAACUUUUACUGUGUCUGCCUCUUGACUUACCAGAAAAUAAAUGGGAAAAUUUUCAGGCAUUUGUACGGGUGUCCCAUGAAAAGUUGAUGGAGAAUGGCAGCUGUGAACUGCAUUUUUUAGCUACUCUUACUCAAGAGAAGGGAGCAUGGAAGAACCCAGUGCUCUGUGAUAUUCUUUCCCAGGAACCACUGAAUCAGGAUAAAGUGAAUGAAUUCUUAGAGUCCGAAGGGCCCGUCCUGCUGGAUAUGCGUAUUAAGCACCUAAUGAAAACAAAACAGCUAACUCAAGCUACUGCCUUGGCAAAACUGUGCUCUGACCACCCAGAAAUCAGCACCAAAGGCAGUUUUAAGCAAACCUAUCUGGUCUGUCUUUGUUCAGGAUCACCAAAUGAAAAGCUAAUGGAAGAGAUUGCAGAAGUAGAUUGCAAAGAUGCCCUAGAAAUGAUCUGCAAUCUAGAAUCUGAUGGAGAUGAAAAGAGUGCUCUAAUAUUAUGUGCAGCGUUUUUAUCUCGCCAGUUGCAGCAAGGAGAGAUGUAUUGUGCCUGGGAACUGACUCUCUUCUGGAGUAAACUGCAGCAAAGGGUAGAGCCCUCUGUACAAGUGUAUCUAGAGAGGUGUCGUCAACUUUCUGUGUUAACUAAAACAGUCUAUCACAUAUUCUUCCUGAUUAAAGUAAUUAAUUCAGAGAUUGAAGCAGCUGGACUUGCAACCUGCAUUGAACUGUGUGUGAAGGCACUACGUUUGGAAUCCAGUGAAAAUGCAGAUGUCAAGAUAUCUAUUUGCAAGACUAUCUCCUGUUUGUUGCCAGAUGAUUUGGAGGUUAAACGUGCUUGUCAAUUGAGUGAAUUUCUUCUUGAGCCUACUGUGGAUGCAUAUUAUGCUGUUGAAAUGCUGUAUAAUCAGCCUGAUCAGAAAUAUGAUGAAGAGAAUCUUCCAAUACCAAAUUCGUUACGCUGUGAGCUUUUACUUGUACUGAAAACUCAGUGGCCUUUUGAUCCAGAAUUCUGGGACUGGAAAACCUUAAAGCGUCAGUGUCUCGCAUUGAUGGGAGAGGAGGCAUCUAUUGUGUCCUCAAUAGAUGAGUUGAAUGAUAGUGAAGUAUAUGAGAAAGUUGAGGACUGCCAAGAGGAAAAUAAAGAAACUUCUUUGAAUGGAUUUCCUGGUUGUUUUGAUGAAGCUACUAGCCUCCUUAAAGGUAUCAGGGAUGAAAAGCAGAAAAAGAGAGAAAUAAAAAAACUCAGAGAGAGAGGAUUCAUAUCCGCGAGGUUCAGGAACUGGCAAGCUUACAUGCAGUAUUGUGUGUUAUGCGACAAAGAAUUCCUUGGUCACAGAAUAGUUAGGCAUGCACAAAAACACUAUAAAGAUGGAAUUUACAGUUGCCCUAUAUGUGCACAGAAUUUUAAUUCUAAAGAAACCUUUGUUCCUCAUGUAACUCUACAUGUUAAGAAGUCCAGCAAAGAGAGACUGGCUGCUAUGAAACCAUUGAGAAGACUGGGAAGACCUCCUAAAAUAGCAACCACCAAUGAGAAUCAGAAGUCUGAUGCUAUAUCCAAGCAGGAACAGCGACCCAUUAAAAAGAACAGUCUUUAUUCAGCAGACUUCAUUGUUUUUAAUGAUAAUGAUGGUUCAGACGACGAAAACGAUGACAAAGACAAACCGUAUGUACCAGAGAUAGUACCAGUUCAAAAGCCGUUGCCUGUUAAUGAGUUCACUUGCCCUGUAACAUUAUGUAAAAAAGGUUUUAAAUAUUUCAAAAAUUUGAUUGCCCAUGCCAAGGGCCACAAAGAUAAUGAGGAGGCUAAACGUUUUCUUGAAAUGCAGAGCAAAAAAGUGAUUUGCCAGUACUGUAGACGACAUUUUGUAAGUGUUACUCACCUUAAUGAUCACUUGCAAAUGCACUGUGGCAGCAAACCCUAUAUCUGCAUACAGAUGAAAUGUAAGGCUGGUUUUAACAGUUAUGCUGAGUUGUUGACUCAUAGAAAAGAGCAUCAAGUUUUCAGGGCAAAGUGUAUGUUUCCUAAAUGUGGCAGAGUGUUUUCAGAAGCAUAUUUGCUCUAUGAUCAUGAAGCACAACAUUAUAAUACCUAUACCUGCAAAUUCACAGGCUGUGGGAAAGUUUAUCGUUCUCAGAACGAGCUAGAAAGACACGUUGAGGAUCAUAAUAAGCAGCCCGAAAAGGUUUUACAAACUGAAUGCCAGACUAAUCCAACGGAUCAUACUCAACCUUCAAAAGCUAAUAAAAACACUGAAGGGGUCACUGUAAAAGAAGAAUCAGUGCUUCCUCUAGACAGUAAUACAAGUAACUUUACUGAAGGAGAAAGUAAAGUCUGGGAUCAAAUCAAAGCAGAUGCAGUUGGGACUGAGAAUGCAGCCAGCUUGUUUACACAAGGUAAUGCCCUGCCUGCUGAUGAUUUGGAACAACCUGUCACUGGCCCGGCAAAGACAGAAACAACAUUUCCUGGCAGUAACAUUAAGAUACCUGGUCUUAGCCAGAAGAUCCGAGAUAACUUUGUCAGAAGGGGCAAGUUAGCUGCUGCAGGCAGUAAAAUAGAUAACAGUAAAUCUGUUGUCCAGCAGUUGUGUUCAGCAGCUGAAGAUUCUUGUCUUCCAGUUUUCCAGAAAAGAAAGGAGAACGAAUGUUUCAAUCAGUCACAGAAUAUUCAGAAUAUUUCUGUAAAUUUAAACACACUAAAACCAGAAGCUCUUGAUUCAAAAAAUGUAGAAAGACAAGCAAGUGAUAUUAUUAAUCCUUUCAGCAUGCAGAAUCAGGCAGGGUAUCACAAUAAUGUACCUAUAUCCAAACUUGAACUUGAUGACAGUAUUAAGGCUGCAGCUAAUCUAUAUAAUCUGCCUCUGAAGCCAUUAGAGAGUAUUACAUUUGUUCCAUCACAGUCCAGCCUAAGCAGUUCUUCAAUUUCAACUGUACCACCGGCAGCACCAGUUCAAAAAUUUAAUUGUCAAGUUGAGGGGUGUACUCGAACCUACAACUCUUCACAAAGUAUUGGCAAACAUAUGAAGGCAGCACAUCCUGAUCAAUAUGCUGCUUUUAAAAUGCAACGUAAGAACAAGAAACCACGAAAACCUAGCAAUUUACAGAAUAUGCCAAAUGAUGGAAAGAUUGUAUAUUUUUUGCCAUCACAAGUAGGCAAUCCUAACAAUGCAGCUUUUACCCCACAAAGCAAAACCAGUGUAAAUCCCACUUGCUCCAGUCAAUUGCAGCAUGUUUCAAAUACACUUUUCCCGGCCCACUUAGAAAAUUUGACUAAUCCUAUGUUACCUACUGUGGAAAGUGUCAUAAAUCCAAGUCUGUCUUCUCGUAUUAAAAGUGAACCUGAGAAUGUUUUAUGUUCCCAAAUGGAAAAUAUGUCUAAUACAACGUUACCUUCACAAUUGGAAGAUCUGGCAAAAACAGUUAUGCCUUUGAAUAUUGACAGUGGCUCAGAUCCUUUCCUUCCUUUGCCUGCAGAAACUGGUUCUCUCUUUCCUUCACCAGCAGAUAACGCAACAAAUUCAGUCUUCUCACAGCUGGAAAACAAUACAAAUCAUUUUUCGUCACAACUUGAAGGAAAUGCUAGUUCUGCUUUUCCAAAGGAAGAAACUAUUGAUGAUCAAAUCUUUCCUUCUCAAGUGAACAGUGGAAAUAACUUCAGUGAAACCACCUCUGAGCAACCAGCUUUAGAAAAAAUGAAAAAGGAUCGUGGACGGGGUCCUAAUGGGAAAGAAAGGAAACCAAAACAUAACAAGCGGGCCAAAUGGCCAGCCAUUAUUAGAGACGGCAAAUUUAUUUGUAGUAGGUGUUUCAGAGUUUUUACUAAUCCCAGAUCACUUGGUGGUCACUUAUCUAAACGGUCCUACUGUAAACCUUUUGAGGAAUCAGAAAUUUCUGCAGAAGCCCUGCAGACUAAUGGACAAUCUCUGCUUGCCAGCAUGAUUCUUUCCUCAAAUACGCUAAACUUGCAGCAGUCCCAGGAGUCUGCCUUUAACCCAGAAGCUUGUUUUAAGGACCCAUCGUUCCUGCAGUUGCUUGCAGCUGAAAAUCGCUCAAAUGCUUUUUUUCAGAUGUUUUCACGGACUAAUGUGACUAACUUUAAUACCAGUGGCAAUGCGGAAGGUAAUGAAAUUAUUAAACAAGCCUUGGAAACUGCAGGCAUUCCAAGUACAUUUGAUAAUACAGAAAUGCUUCCCCAUGUAGUUACAACUAGCUGUGUCACUGGUACAACUCAGAUGAAUACUUCGAUUCUCUCCAAUUCAACUGUAUCGCCUCUUUUGCAGACAGUCUGCAACCCAAGUACCCUGCUAACAGACCAAAACAGGACCCUCAACACCAAAAUUUCUUCAAUAGAUGAAUGCAGCAGUUUGCCUGUUUUUGCAACAGAUGAUUUAAUGUUAAAGACUAUUGAAAAUGGUUUGUGCUCUAGCUCAUUUUCUAAUUCGGUUGCAGCAACACAGAAUUUUGCAGGUAAUAGUUCACGAGUUUCGGUUAUAAGUAGUCCUAAGAAUUCAGUACCAAGUAGCUUGAAUAAGAAAGGAAGUAGUGCUUCAAAGAGAAAGAAAAAAACAACUGCUCCAUUGCUUACACCUAACACUUCACAAAAAUUAGCAGUAAAUGAUUUAACAGCAAUGGGACUUCUAGCCAAAAGUACUGAAGGAAGUGUGCAAAUACCAACAGAUACUUUUCAGUCAAACAUGCUUGCAAACUGUGAGCCCCAGGUAUUGGUGGAAAAUCUUACACAGAAACUAAAUAGUGUUGACAAUCAGUUGUUCAUGGCCAGUAUCAAAGAGAAUUUCAAAAGUAAUCUUGAGUCUCAUGCAGCAUUAGCUCCUUUAACAAUAAAAACGGAAAAUGGUGACUCCCAAAUGAAUUCUUGUGCUCAAGGAAAUUCUGAUCUACAGAUUUCAGAAGACAGUGUUAAUCAAAACUUUGAGAAAACCAUGGAAAUAAUUAAGACUGCCAGGAAUUCCCAGAUACUUGAGGUAAAAAGUGAAAUCCAGGAUGCCGUCAUUCGGUCACCACAGGACUCACACAUUAAUACUGCAGAGCUUUCUCCAGCAAACACUUCACAAAAUACUAAAUUGACCAACCAUAUCCAGUUUGCAGUGCACACUGCAGAUAUCACUAGUGCAGUGAGCAACUCUUCUCAGUCAGAAUCUUCUCAAAAGGAUGAUGUUCUGAUGUUGGGUAUUUUAGAAGGCUUGCAGAAACUGAGAUUAGAAAAUGAUUCGACCACUCAGGAGUCUGACAGUGUAUCUGAGGAGCCUCCAGCAGAUAUACUUGUACCAGUGACUCCUGCCCCUGUUGUAUCAACUGAGAAGGCUUCUGUUGCCCCACCAUCUUCAGAGACAAGUCACGUUCAAUUCAGUGACAAAGUCCAUAAGCCUUUUGUAUGCCAGGACCAAGGCUGUAAUUAUAGUGCUAUGACAAAGGAUGCAUUAUUUAAACACUAUGGCAAAGUGCAUCAGUACACUCCAGAAAUGAUACUGGAAAUCAAGAAGCAUCAGUUGAAGUAUGCCCCAUUUAAAUGUGUUGUUACUACGUGUCCAAAAACAUUUACCAGGAACUCUAAUCUCCGAGCACACUGCCAGAUUGUUCAUCAUUUUACAACAGAGGAAAUGGUAAAAUUAAAAAUAAAAAGACCAUAUGGUAGAAGAUCUCAAAAUGAAAAUAUAAAUGCAACUCCACGACCUGUUGAAAUAAAAAGUCUGCAAAAUCUAAUAAUAGAAAAUAAAAAUGAACCUCAGUUAGCUAAAGGAACUGAAGUAAAGGAGGCUGUCACAGAGCCUAUGAAAAUCCUCGAAAAACUAAUUCCUACAAAAAAUAUUCCUGAAAAACUGGAAAAACCUCCACAGGUGGUUGCUAUUCCUACGGAGCAACUUAAUGCAGCGUCUGUUAGUAACAUGCAGAUGCAACCAAAAGUACGCAAAAUUAGACGGCAUAGGAAAGAAAAAGAGGAAAGAAAACGCAGGAAACCCGUUACUAAAUCUCUUGAGUUUCCUACCCGAUAUAGCCCCUACAGACCAUACCGAUGUGUCCAUCAAGGCUGCUUUGCAGCUUUUACAAUACAGCAAAAUCUAAUUCUUCAUUAUCAGGCUGUACACAAGUCAGAUUUACCUGUUUUCUCUGUGGAGGUUGAAGAAGAAAGUGAGCCAAAUAAAGAAGAACGUGAUGAAACUGAAACCAAACAGACUGUGAAAGAAUUCAGGUGUGAGGUGAGUGACUGCUCUCGAAUAUUUCAGGAGGUUACAAGUCUGAUACAGCAUUACAUGAAGCUUCAUGAGAUGUCUCCUGAGGAAAUUGGAAGCAUGAAAUCAGCCCUGGAUGUUGGAAAAUUUCCUUGUGAUCAGUCUCACUGUAAAUCUUCUUUUACAGCAUAUUUUAAUUAUAUUGUACAUCUUGAAACAGAUCAUGGAAUUAAGAUAAGGCAAAACAAAGUGGAAGAGGAUGGUGUAUUCAAAUGCGAUUGUGAGGGCUGUGACCGUAUUUAUGCAACUAGAUCCAAUCUGCUAAGGCACAUUUUUAACAAACAUAAUGACAAGCAUAAAGAUCAUCUAAUAAGACCCAGGCGUUUAACACCAGGUCAGGAAAAUAUUUCAAGCAAAGCAAACCAGGAGAAACCAUUAAAGGCUAAACAUAGAGGACUGAAACACAAUAGGUUGGGAAAAGAAGGAAACAGAUUGCCAAUAAAGACCAAACGAAAGAAAACCAACAACUUGGAAAACAAGAAUACAAAAGGCGGGCAAAUUCAAGAAAACAAGGCUUAUUCACUGAAGCGUGGAAAGAAUGUAUAUUCAAUAAAGGCAAGAAAUGAUGCCUUAUCUGAGUGUACAAGCCGAUUUGUAACACAAUAUCCUUGUAUGAUAAAGGGAUGUUCAUCAGUUGUUACAAGUGAGAGUAAUAUAAUUAGACAUUAUAAGUGUCAUAAAUUAUCUAAGGCAUUUACUUCACAACAUAGAAAUCUUCUCAUUGUCUCCAAGAAACAUUCUGCCACACCAGUAAAGGAGGCAUCUGGUGAACAGGAGGAGCCUAAUAAAGAAAGCGAUGUGAAAGAGUCUGAUCCUUGUUUGUCAGAGGUUAGUAAUGACUCAAGUACGUCUACAUUACCACAAGGUGAAAUUGGCAAAGGUGAAAAAGAUGAAGUGGAUGAACUGACAGAAUUGUUCAUUACUAAAUUGAUUAAUGAGGAUUGCAUGAGUGUUGAGAAUCAAGCAAAGACCUCUUCUGGUGUAAAUAGUGACUUGCAAGAAACCAGCUCAGAAAAGCAAAAAUCAAAUAAUUUAAAGAGAGCAAAUAAAGAAAAAAAUCUCUCUCAGAAUAAAAGAAGAAAAAUUGAGAAACCUGAAGUACUGCCACUUGAAGUAAGUAGCAUGCAUAGGGAGGAAGAGACUGCUGUUGCUAUUCAAACUGCUGAAGAACAACCUACAACAUUUGACUGGAGUUCUUUCAAGCCUAUGGGAUUUGAAGUUUCAUUCCUCAAGUUCCUUGAAGAGUCUGCUGUGAAGCAAAAGAAAAAUGCUGACAGAGACUACCAUACCAGUGGAACCAAAAAAGGGUCCCAUUCAUACUCAAGAAAAUCUACUGAAAAGACCUUAUUGGCAGGUAGUAAUGUCACAUGGGCAUGUUCUGAAAGCGAAACCUUUGUACAGUUUGCCAAUCCAUCGCAGCUCCAGUGUAGUGGUAAUGUAAAAAUAGUUUUAGACAAAACUCUUAAAGACUACACUGCACUUGUGUUGAAGCAGCUUCAGGAAAUGAAACCUACCGUCAGUUUGAAAAAACUUGAAGGACAUUGGGAGAAUGAUUCAGAGAUUACAGCUGCAAAAGAAAUGAAUGUGGGUAAAGAGGCAGGGGAUUCACAGUACUGAAACUUAAUAACGUUCUCUAAACAUGACCUGUAAUACAUUUUUAUUUUGAAUAGGAAGCCAUCAAGCAUGCUAGUAAUUGUGAAGCUUUUUUAUUUUGUUGAAGUGAUUUAACCUAGCAAAAAACAUGACAUUAGUCAUGUAAAUUUCUUAUUUGUUUUUAUCCCUAUGGGACUUGAACAGAAUCAUUUGCUUCAGUUUUGUAAAUAGUUGAUCAAAACCUCAACUUUCUAUCAAAUCGUCCUUUCCAUGGAAUAAAUCUUUGUGAAUUGUUUGUGAUUGGUAUCUUUCACCAGGUCACUGCUCAUGUAUAACAGUACUCUUUAUUUGUAGAUACAUUUUUUGUAUAUAUUUAUUAUUGUAAAUCAUUUGCUGCCACCAGCAGUCUGUAAGUCUAAACUAUUAAAUGACACAUUUAUAUUCGGAAUUUUAAUUUGUAACUAAGUGAUCGAGUUUUUAAAACUGUCCUUUAAUCAUUUUAAAUUAAGAAUUUUUUGAACUAAAACAAAAUAAGUCUGCCAUAGCCAGUUUAUUUUGCAUAAAGCAUUUAUUUACAGGAGAGGAGCUGGAUAAGAUCACAUUUCAUAGGUUAAACACCUGCUGACACAGUUCUCAUUUUUGUAAAUUUUAACAUCCAGCAUCUUUGGAUGAUAUUCAUAUGUAGUUAAACCACAAAUUUAAUAGUUUUUCCUAUAGCUGCAUUUUUCAUUGCUUUUAAUUGGAUACAAAGCAUUUAUGAUUCCAUAAUAAAAUGGAAAUGUGAAUAAAAAUAGUUUGCUACAUUGGAGAUUUAAAACAACAUUUGGUAUUAAAGAACCUGUUGUGAAUGUGAUAGAAAAUUAGUAGUGUGGAGCAGUGUAUAUAUUUGAGGUGGUGAUUUGUGAAGUAGCCCAGUAUUGCCUUAAAUAAAAUCACAUUUCAUUUCUUAUUUUAUACAUGUGAUCUUAUAAAGGUUAUUUUUGUUUCUGUAACUUAGAUUGGUGUAUAGUUUAACUUUUUGUUAAAAAAAUGCUACUUCAAAAGCAGUUUUUUUGUAAAUAGUGGGUUUAUAAGCAGAUGGUUUAUUUUGAUAAUACCAUUUUGGUAUCUAUCUAUAAAAACAUGAGUCCUCAUGCCGUAGCAUUUGAAACUGAAUAAACAAAGCACUUUCUGAAAAGGAAGUGAAAUUCUAAUCUUACAGACAAAAUUAAGUGGCUCUAUUCAGCAGAUGGCAUAGGUUCUCUCAGCACUUCCUUUGCUUUUGCUGACUGUAUUUGGAAACAGUUUAUCUACUCUGUAUUUCCCCACUGGAAUGAGCCUUGGGAGCAGUGCCACUUGCCAUAAGUAGGCUCUGAGUGAUCACUCUGUAUGCUGCUAAUUGAAAAGACAGGUAUCAGAUCUGUGUAGAAACCAAAACAGUGAAUACAUUAGUGGAAGCUGUCAUUAUCCAGGAAAAUGGAAAGUGGUUUUGAAAAUUUAAGAUCACUCUUUAUCUCAAACUGAACAAACCAGCUGUAUUGUGUGGUACCAAAAAUAUUUUUCCUUGGAUUCCCUCAGUCAUUGGACAUAAACUACCUUCAGUGGUAUAAAAUGGACUUUAUCUUGACAGCUGUUGUCUUGAUUUUUCUACAGAAUUGCCUCACUUCCAUGUAAAUCUCUUUGCAUUAAAUACUACACUUGAUUGCUUUAAACUUUUCACCUGUACUCUUUGACAGUUUACUUGUAUAUUAGUUUAAAGGAUACUUAAAUUCAGAGCCACAUGAGUUAUCUGCUUUAAGAGUGAAGAUGUAUGAAGUAGGAGAGAUUAUAGGAUUUAAACUUUGUGAAGAAUCUGUUGUCAUCUGAUCCUUAAUUGAGUACCAUCUUUCUCACAAUCAUGAGCUCUAGAAUUAGGUGAGUCUGUUAGCUGUCAGUAAGAACUUUCGUCUUCUUUUGAGCCACUGAACUAUUGCUGCCUCCAAAAUGGCAAUGCAAACAUGCACUCUAAAAAUAAAUGUUUAAAACAAAACGCCAUGAAAUAUUUCAAAGCCAGAAAGGACUGUUGUGAUUACUUAGUCUAACCGCCAUCAUAUGGGCCAUAGCACUUCCUGGAAUGACUUCAGCUUCAAGUACAGUAGUUGUGGUUGUCUAGAACAUAUCUUUUGAUCAUCCAAUCUUGUAAAAAAAUCUGUAAUCUUCCUUGGAGUCUCUGGCACUUCUGAGUGAAUGGUAAUGUGUCGAUCAGUGGUACACUGUCAGUAAUCUCAAGUUUUUUAAAAGAAUUUCUGACCUGUGUUAGCGCCUUUUUAAUUGUUAUGUAAGAUGUAACAAUUUCUUAAGAGUUUGCAUUCACAAGGUAUAUACUCUAUGAUUUGCACUUCAUUCAGGCUAAAUGAAUAUAUACUGCUCACAAUCACUUUCGUUUCUAAUUGGUAUCAUUUUUCCAUGCAUUAGAACCUAGAUUCUCAUGCCUUCCUGUAUAAUGGAAAUAGCAUAUGAGUAUUUGAGGGCAACAUUUUUCCUUAUGUACAUUUUGAAUUCAUAGUUCUACACUGGCAUGUUCUAAAAUCCCCCACCUUUUUCCACUGAUAUAAAUAUUCAGGAAAUUGUUUCUGUUUUGGACCCUAACACUGGCUGACAGGAUCUCCAAGAAGAUAUAUUAUU